AUGGCAGGCUCGACGCCUUCCUAUGACGAGGUCAAUGACUCCGAUCGUACCAACACUAACAAUGUUAUCAAAGCAUCACACCUCGGCAUGCGUAUAUCAUUAUUCAGACGAAACUUCAUCCGUCGAGCUGAGCGGAUUCAUGCCCGGAUUCCAGCUAUUAAGAAAAUACCACUGUCAGCGAUUGGGAUUAUAUCGUUGAUAGCGCUGAUCAACAUGUUUAUUUGGGCUGUUUGUGGUGUUGUACUACAUUUUUAUCCAUCAUUGAUAUCCUCAGCCGCAAUAUCAUAUUCUUUAGGGUUGCGUCAUGCCCUCGAUGCAGACCAUAUCUCUGCCAUCGAUCUGAUGACUCGCCGACUUCUUGCAAGCGGCCAGAAACCAGUCACCGUAGGAACAUUCUUCUCUCUCGGCCAUUCCACAAUCGUCAUCAUAACCUCCAUAGUAGUCGCAGCCACAGCAGCAGCAGUAUCAACCCGCUUCGGAAGUUUCAGCACCGUCGGCGGCAUUAUAGGUACCUCCGUCAGCGCCGCGUUUCUGAUACUUUUGGGGAUCAUGAAUGCAUAUAUAUUGUACAAACUGGUGCAGCAGAUGCGCAAAGUGCUUAGAUUCUAUCGUCGACAACAGCAUGCAAACGAGCAUCCAGAUGAUGUGCAAGUGAAUGAGGAAGAGAUCGAUAUAUGGAAGAUUGAGGGAGGCGGAUUCUUGUUUGCGGUUCUGAAGAAGAUGUUUGUUCUUAUUGACAGGCCGUGGAAGAUGUAUCCUCUUGGAAUUCUGUUUGGAUUAGGAUUCGAUACAUCAUCCGAAAUCGCUUUGUUGGGCAUUUCGUCAAUUGAAGCUACUCGACAGAACAAUUUUUGGGUCAUGCUGAUUUUCCCCAUUUUGUUUACUGCCGGAAUGUGUCUCAUCGAUACAACAGAUGGCGCAUUGAUGCUAUCUUUAUACAUUCAACCAGCCACUAACUUCCUCCCUCCAACAAAAGAGCGGGAAACAGACCCAGAAGCCAAUACAGAGACAACCCGACUCUCAACACUCGAAGACGGCAUCGACACCCAACCGGCAACAACAACAGUCCUCGACGGAACGGACUCCAACAAACGCGACCCAAUUGCAUUCCUCUACUAUUCCAUCGUCCUCACAACGCUAACCGUCAUGGUAGCCCUGGUCAUUGGCAUCAUCCAAGUACUCAGUCUUGUGCUGAAUGUUACAGAUGCAACGGGCCGCUUCUGGGAUGGAGUGCAGACUGCGAGUGAUUACUAUGAUGCCAUCGGCGGUGGAAUUUGUGGCUGCUUUGUGGUUGUUGGAUUGUCGAGUGUGGCUUGCUACAAGCCGUGGAGGAGAUGGGCUGGGGUUGAUGUUGAUGCUGGCUGUGCACUGGAUAGCCAUAUCAAUCCAAGGCAGGAGGAACAUGGCAAUACGAAGGAAUUGAGAGCUGAGCCUGGUCAAAGUACUUCUACGGCCCAGGCUUUGGUUCAAGAAGAUAUGAAAACAGGGCCUCGUGUCUUGACCGACUAG
This is a messenger RNA of Talaromyces amestolkiae, 1509 nucleotides long. RefSeq lists its product as uncharacterized. The transcript is spliced from 7 exons. Gene Ontology annotation, molecular function: nickel cation transmembrane transporter activity. NCBI's taxonomy places the organism in Eukaryota, Fungi, Ascomycota, Eurotiomycetes, Eurotiales, Trichocomaceae. The record is from RefSeq and is a predicted model, not a curated record. The coding region runs from base 1 to 1509 and encodes 502 amino acids. Gene Ontology annotation, biological process: nickel cation transmembrane transport. Gene Ontology annotation, cellular component: plasma membrane.